Acanthamoeba castellanii str. Neff is the source of this 1131-nucleotide messenger RNA. RefSeq lists its product as uncharacterized. The transcript has 6 exons. The record is from RefSeq and is a predicted model, not a curated record. NCBI's taxonomy places the organism in Eukaryota, Discosea, Longamoebia, Acanthamoebidae. The coding region runs from base 1 to 1131 and encodes 376 amino acids.
AUGGCUGCGCGGCAGGUUCAAGUGGUGCUGCCCUUCAGCGAGGACAAGGACAAGGCCCGAACGAAGAAGAUCAUCCACACCGUGCGCGGGUUGCCGUUCGUCUAUGGAUUGUCCAUCUUCGAGGGCAAGCGGGAGAAGCUGGUGGUCUUCCGAGUCACCCCCAAGGCCACGGGCAAGUGUUUCUACGCGCUCCAGUCCCUCGGCGUGGGGCAAGAUUUCGGGCAUGUGGACAUCGUGGCCUUGCACAUCACCGUUCCGCGCAUCAACGUGCGCAAGAAGCCGCUGCGCAAGCGACUACAGAUAACGGACCGGUACUCGGUGGAGGAGAUCUGUCGAAUGGUGGAGGCCCAGAAUGUGUUCACCUUCGACUACCUGGUGUUCGUGCUGUCGGCGGCUGUCAUCGCAUGCUUGGGCCUGACCACCAACUCGGGGGCCGUCGUCGUCGCGGCCAUGCUCAUCUCGCCCCUCAUGGGACCCAUCGUCGCCGUGGCGCUCGGGUUGGCCAUCCAAGAGUGGUCCAUGGUCAGGCGAGGGUUCAUCAACGAGCUGGCGGGCACCCUCCUCGUGUUCCUCACCGGCUUCUUCUGGGGCCUGGGCACCUCAGUCUUCCCCGGUUUAUGGGAAACCGACGAGCAGGAGAGCCGAGGCACCUAUUGGGCGAGCGUGGCAGGCAUAGGCAUUGCCAUACCGUCCGGUGUGGCUGUGGCCGUUGCCAUCGCAGGGGGUGGGGCCUCUUCGCCGAUCGUGGGCGUGGCCAUCAGCGCCUCGCUGCUGCCGCCCAUCGCAAACGCCGGGAUGCACUUCGCGCAGGCUCUCAUGCAACGCCUGACCGACGAAACCGCCACGGAUGACUGGGAAACGAGUUGCAGGGGCGUGAAGCGCAGGCGGGUCGACGUGUCGGCCCUGGUCAAGCAGGCCGAAGAGAAGCCGCGAACCGAAGACGACCUGAACUUGUCGACCGACAACAGGAGCACCUUCGAAGGGGGUGAUGACCGCGACUGUUUAGAGGAGGAGCAUGGUCAUCUGGCGGUGGAGGGUCCAGGCGCCACGUCCUCGGGCGACAUGGAGACCAUCACCCUCACAAUCAACCCAUUCGAUGAUGACGAUGAUGUGUACCAUAAACAGAGUUAA